Messenger RNA from Agrilus planipennis (emerald ash borer), 5040 nucleotides. RefSeq lists its product as uncharacterized. The transcript is spliced from 15 exons. NCBI's taxonomy places the organism in Eukaryota, Metazoa, Arthropoda, Insecta, Coleoptera, Buprestidae. Gene Ontology annotation, cellular component: nucleus. The record is from RefSeq and is a predicted model, not a curated record. The coding region runs from base 366 to 4601 and encodes 1411 amino acids.
CACUGAGAAUUGUUGAUGAAGUUUUAAAAUGGCGGACGAAAGUUUGGUGUGCUCGGUAUUGUUUGAAAAUCAUGUCUGAAAACGUAUAAAUAUCGGAAAAGCCUUGUCAUCGAGGAAAUAGUUACAAUAGAUGUCUUCUCGAAACGUAAUUUUAAUGAACGAGUGAGUUGAUAAGUGUUUUUAAUGUGCUUAUUUUGUUGUGUUUGUGUUUAAGAAAGCUAUUAUUCAGAGCGCGAUGGAGCCAUAUUUAUAAAAUAUGUAAUUAAAAGUUGUCAGUAUCAAAUUUUAAUUCAAGAAGAAGUAAGUUUCCAAGUGAAAAAAUGGGAUGGCUUCAUUGUUUAAAAAGUUAGCAUUGCCUCCCAGAAAUGGAUCCAGUGGGGCCAUGGUCAGCUCCCUAUAACAGAUUAACAGGUGUUCAGACUGGCGCAGCUAACAGUGAAUUGCAUCAUCAUCUUCCAUUUAGUGGAUCAGGUGCGACACCUCCGACUACUACUGCACAGCUUUUACCAGGUGGUUUUUUGUCCCCUCCACCUGUAGGUUAUGAAACUGUUUUUAGCCCACUGUUUCAUCAUACAGGCACAAAGCCUCCAGCCCAUUAUGCCGCUCAGGUAUCAGCGCAACAUAGACAAGUUCUGGCCCAAGCAACAUCGGCGUCUAAACAGGCAUCGGAUGGAGAAUAUCACCAGCCACAAGCAUUUUUCGAACAAGGAGCAGCUGGAAGUGGCACAUGGCAACAGAACAGUCCUUUUGGCAUCCUGCCUCAUGAGAGUGUAGUGAAUACUACCGCGAGUAAAACCGUAACGUACGAAAAUUUCAAUGCCCAUUUUGUUGCGGCGCAAAACUUGAAUCAUCUGAACACUUUGGUUACAAGUAACGCGAAAAACUUACAGAGGGCUCAGAGCCCACAAGUGUCGAAACCUCCAACUUCUCAGCCUAACACAAACACGUUUUUUCAAGUGCCCAUUAGCUUUACGUCGAGUGAAACCAAUACGAAUAGUACUAAGUCGUUUUCCAGUAGUAAUUCCCCCAAUUUGCAACAAUCGUGCAUAGUCUCCUCGCCCAGUAACACUCCCACUUCGAAAGAGUAUCGAAUACCACAGGCACCACCUAGAGCGGCCUUUUUAAAUUCUUCUAACGCUGCAAGACCUCCUGAAAAGACAUACACAACUUCAAACGUGAAGCAAGUGCCACAAGCCCAAUCUCCACAAAUACAGACGAAGGCCCAAACAAAGAUUUAUCCGGAUUUGAGUGCCCAGAACGAGAGGAGACCGAGCCAAUCUGAAGAGAAUCAACAGACCCAAUCAUCACCCAUCAGUUUUUCCACAUUAGACUCUCCAGGUCGUAUGAAUUACGCUAGCAAUAAUUCGUCUGCAAAGCGAUCGCAAUUCCAGCAGCAUUCGAAUUAUCGUCAGUUUCAGUCGGGGAACAAUUCGGAACAAGACUUUCAGAGGCCCAAAAGUGGAUCAGAUUAUAAUAGUUCCAACGGAUCAGAUUGUAACGUGGUUGUACCGAGACGACCGAGUCCUUUACAGGCUCAUUCGCAGGCUUCGCCCUUGGGACACGCACCAAGUCCCGCUUAUCCUAUGUACAAUAGUCCCAUGAACUCUAUCUCUUCUCCCCAACAGAACGCCAACAGUCAAGUAACUCCACCUUCCCCUUUGGACGCCUCUGUACCAAGACCAAACUCACAACAGGGCGGAAGUGUGGCAUAUCCUUCUGUCAUUACAAGAGCUUUAAAUUCAGAAAAGAAUUUUCCAGAAAGGUUCGAUCGUCCAAAUCAAAACAAUCAACAAAACUGUUGGGAAGAUCGCCAGCAAGCACAACAACGUAAAUUUCAAUCAAACCCUGCAGUUAAUAACUAUAGUGCUGCAAAUAGCAUGGAUGUGUCAAACAGAGAGUCUCAGCAAAGAGCAGUAGUAUUAACUGAAAGGCAACAGGCUUACUUCGAUUCCAACAACACAGUUACUCUUCAAGAUCUUAGCAGUUGCAGAGGCGAUCCCAUGACUAUCGUUAAAAAUUUACAACAGCAAAGUUGUCAGAUUCCGCAACAAGAAAUUAAGCAAGAAGUAAAGCCGCCUAAUAAAAGGAGAAGAAGUAACGACAAGUUGAGCUCCAUGUCACCGACGGAAACACCUGUACCUACAGUAACAGACUACUUCCCUGGACGUAUACCACCCCCAGCCCACAGUUCUGCUGCCAAUCAACAACAACAACAAAACGGAGCCUAUUUUGACUUCGACAGAUGGAAUUUACCGCCUCCCCCAUCAAAAAUUUUCGGCACCCAGGCUGCUGCGAUCCAUCAACAGCAUCAAGGUAUAAUGGUGCCGCAUCCUCAUUCCCAUCAUCCACCUCCGCCUCCAUUGCCAUAUUUCCCGCCCUUUCAUUUGCCUCCGCAUCCUACCGAGUUUGCCUCAUCGUCGUCCUCAGUCGAGUUGACUCCCAUUUCGGGUUCAUUUAAUGAUCAAUCGUCACAAGCUUCCUCCUCUUCAGCCCAGUACUCCCAACAGGAAGAUCAACCAAAAGUUGUAGUGCCCAAUAUCGAAGAAGAGCUUAAUUUCUUGGCAGAAGGAGGUUCAGCAAAACCUGCAACAAACAUCUACACUCGUCCAAAUCCAACACCAAACCCCGCAUCUGCCAUAAAACCAGAAAAAUUAUCUGCGCCGGGUGCAGACUUCAUGAGCAGUUAUUUGAAAUUUCUACAGGGUGAAAAAGACGGUUCGCCUCCCCCUACAUCUAGAAGUAGCAGGAAACAAACUUGGCCUCGAAUAAAAGCGCCCCAAACAGGUGAAACUUCCCAACAACAGCAGCAGCAACCGUCUCAGCUGUUAAAACCUAAACUUGAAAAUAAUGGUAUAACCCCAAACACAAUAACGCCAGUUAGUGGUUCUGUACCGUCGUCUUCUUCAACGUUGCCUUCUAUUAUUCCUGCGCCCCAAAUCACAAGGUUGUCUUCUCAAGGCGAUCCUCAGGAUGAUCCACGAUAUUUUCCAUUGCCUAAAGAAAGGAAGAAAAAUAUGUUUGAAAGUUCAGAUGAUGGCUUAAGCUCUGACGACGAUCUAUUCCCGAAGAAAACCCCCGUUGUUACGAAACAGGACACUGUAAAAGAAAAACCCCCAAAGAAGCAGAAAUCUUCUAAAACGACAAAUGGGGAAAAACCAGUUAGUGAAAAGAAAAAAUACAGAAAGAACUCGAAAGAAGGACAACAUGGAAAACACGAAAAGGAUAGGGAUAGUGAAAAAACAAAGGUCAGGGAAGAACCCAUUGUGAGACGUGAAACAAGCAAGAGGGCAGCUAAAGAGAAAAGUAAUUACAAGAUGUUAGCUAAGCAAGCAGAAGAAGAUGAAGAUGCCCCAGAAUUCAUAGAUUCAGACUCCGAUCCAGCCUGGACUCCUCAAGCAAAGGAGGAAAUUGAAGAAGAAGCAGCACCCAAAAAACGGAGAGGAAGAAAGAAAGGUUCCAAAAAUUUCCAUACUACAGUUUCCAAGGAUCCUGUUGAACCUGUUAACGAUACAGUGCAUGUGAAAAGUAAAAAGCAGAAAGCUGCAGGUAACAAACAUAAAAGUUCAGCACCCACUCUAGAAGACAACAUUGCUGCAGCUGUUGCACAACAAAAUAGCAUUGUGUCAGAUUCAUCUUCAAGUACAGAUGGUGAAGGAUUGCCUUUCAAACAAGGUGAAUUUGUUGUUAUAAAAUCGGAAAGGAACCAAGAAUGGCCAGGAAUUUGGCGGGUUGACGGCAAAAACUUGCUACAAAAGUACGAGCCGUUUGUCCAGAAUGGUCUCACACUGUAUAAAAACAUAUCAACAUAUACGUCGUGGACGCCGGAAAGUAAAAAACAAUACGUACCAGUGGAGGUAAAUGUAAGGUCGCAGAAUCACCUGGAGACGAUAGUCCAGUUGGCUCGCAAGGAUGUUCAUAAUCUUGACCCAGACUUCAUGGCGAAAUGCAUACAAGAGAGCGAAACGUAUCAAGACAAUUUCGAAGUCUACAUACAAACUCUAAUAUCUCAAGCUUUAGACAGCAAUUUCCUAACUGAAAUAUUCCAAGAACAAGACGAUUACUUUUUAUCAAACGUGAAGACAAUAGAUGAUAUAACAGAGAGCAAGCAGAAGAAGCUCACACUCUUACUUAAUUGGCCGAAGACUGUACACGGGGCUGUGACUACUUGGCCAUGUUUCAACGUGAUUCGUGACAUAAAUUCGUCGGAUAAGGUGAAGCCCUGUGCUGCAUGUGAUGGCUCAACAGUUAAUGCAAGGGUGCUGAUGUACGGCCAACCCUACAACUCCACAACGCUCGAAGGUUGUCAGCCUGAUCCUGAAGCAGUUAAUAAUAAGGAUUUUUUUAUGUGCCGUUGGUGUACAAGUUGUGUCGACUUGUUGAACAAAAUUUCUCAUCAAAAGUAUCUGAUGUACAUAGAAUGUGCAAAAAGGGUGGCAGAUAAGAGGAGCUCGGACCCUCAAAAAGAUACAACCUGUAUUUUAAACGAACUGCUAGCUGAUGAAAGUUGGCUUAACACAUUAUUUACAAAAGUGCGUCAAACGUGGGCUCAAGCAGACUGUAUUGAAUACUGUUACGGAGAGAAAAAAGGGACAAAAGUGUAGUGACCUUUCUCAUGGACUGUUUGUUUUUGUUUGUGAAAUAAUAAAGUAUUCUGUGUAUAUUGAUUGAAAGGUUAUAUAAUUUUAUUUUGUCUUAAGCUCUUGUAACAAAAAAAAACGACCUUAUUAUACUGCAUACUAUAAUAAGCCAUUAUGAUAGUAAUAAUCACAAUAAUAAUGUACACUUUUUAUUAUUAUUAUUGCAAACAAUAAUUGAUAAUUUAAGAGGCAUACGUAUUGAGAAUUAAUUGCGUAUGUGUCGUCGAUAUAAUAAAAAGGAAAUGAAAACGAAAUUGCCAUCUAAAAAUGCUGUGCAUAUUCGAAAUUUUAAAGUGUGCUCCUUAAAAAAGUGAUAUUGAUAAAAUGUAUUUGAUUAAAUUUUGUUUACUGUAUAGAUUAAUUUUAAGCACAAUGAAAAUCAUUGAAUAAAAAAUUAUUGGUA